Messenger RNA from Dentiscutata heterogama, 328 nucleotides. The record is from the annotation of a GenBank genome assembly. NCBI's taxonomy places the organism in Eukaryota, Fungi, Glomeromycota, Glomeromycetes, Diversisporales, Gigasporaceae.
CCACACAGAAACCCAGAAGAAGUUGCACCAAGUGAGAUAUAUUCAGCAGUGCAAGAGCAUUAUAUAGACAUAGACAUAGCUUCUUCACCAAAUAUGUUGGAUAGAGUUAACCAAGCUAUUAUUAAAUCAGCAAAGCAAAAUCUUCCAAAUAAGAAAAUCAGACCUUCAAAGAGAGCUGUUAGGAAAAAAAAAAAGAAAAACUUGUGGUUGAUAGCUACACAGAAUUUGGAAAAGAUUAUAAGAGAUAUUAAAAGAGCAAAAAAUCUACCUAAUAGCAGCUCAGUUUUGCAAUGGAACAGAGAUUUGGAGAAAAUAAACAAGUUGACAG